AUGGCUUUGGUUAUGGAACCUAUAAGUAAAUGGACACCAAAGCAAGUUCUGGACUGGAUGAAAGGUCUGGAUGACUGUCUCCAGCAGUACGUGAAGAGUUUCGAGCGGGAGCAGAUGGGGGGCGAGCAGCUGCUGCACAUCACCCACCAGGAGCUGGAGGAGCUGGGCGUCACCAGAAUAGGACAUCAGGAGCUCAUCCUGGAAGCUGUCGACCUCCUCUGUGCCCUGAACUACGGCCUGGAGACAGAGAACCUCCGGACGUUGUCCCACAAGCUGAACGCUUCGGCGAAGAACCUUCAGAACUUCAUCCUGGGCCGGCGGAGGGGCGGACACUAUGAUGGACGAGCUUCCCGAAGGCUACCCAAUGAUUUCCUAACCUCAGUAGUGGACCUGAUUGGAGCAGCCAAGAACCUUCUAGCCUGGCUUGACAGGUCUCCAUUCGCCAGUGUGACAGAGUAUUCAUUACUGAAGAACAACAUCGUGCAGCUCUGCCUAGAACUAACUACAAUUGUACAACAGGAUUGCACAGUGUACGAGACAGAGAACAAGAUUCUCCACGUGUGUAAGACCUUAGCAGGGAUAUGUGACCACAUCAUCUCUCUGUCAUCUGACUCUCUGGUCUCUCAGUCUGCCCAUCUGGAGGUGGUCCACCUCACCAGCAUCAUGCCCAGUGAAGGCCUGGGAAUGUAUAUCAAAUCGACCUAUGACGGACUCCACGUCAUCACCGGAACCACAGAGAAUUCUCCAGCCGACCUGUGUAAGAAGAUCCACGCAGGGGACGAGGUGAUCCAAGUCAACCACCAGACAGUGGUGGGCUGGCAGCUGAAGAACCUUGUGAACGCGCUGAGAGAGGACCCGUGCGGAGUCAUCCUCACGCUGAAGAAACGGCCCCAGAACACCCUAAGCUCCACACCGGCUUUGCUCAGGAACGUCCGCUGGAAACCACUGGGCCUGCAGCCGAUGCCCACCAGCCCCACCAGCACCUCACCAACACCCGUUGGAACUUUAGGCAUGUCUAAAAUGGACGCCCCCAGCAUGCAGGACGUCUACAUCCUCUCUCCUGUCUCUGGACUCUACAGCACCAGGGAGGAGAUGGGUCUGAUGUCAUGUGACGACAUCAGCCGCUACAGCCUGAGCUCCCAGUCCGGCUCCAAAGGUUCCGAGGCAGUCAGCUACUACCUGGACCAGGACAGCGGUCAGUACUUCUCCUUGCUAGAAGGAGAUGGACCCCCAGGGUCCGACUACGACAGGGUCCGAAAUACAGGGGUUCGCCGGCGGGACAAGACCCCCACCCAUGGUGACCUCAGACCAGUGUCCAUGCCUCCCGAAUAUAACUGGAUGGCCGAGGCCAAGGAACCCAGCAUGGGCAAGAGAGGGAGCCGAGACUCAGACAACUCCCUGCUGCGUUACCUUAGCGAUGACAAGAUCCUGGUGAUCGAGGAGGAGCCCGAGGGUCAGAGUAGGGAGAGCCGGCGGGAUUCCACCAGACGCUCCCGGCGCAAGAGCCGCAAUCCCAGCAGCCCCAGCUUUCCCAUCAGUCCCUCCAUGCUGUCCUCCACCCUGCGCCUCGACCAGCCUCCUGAACUGUUGCCCCGAGGUGCGGACACACUGCGAGCAGACACAACAGACCGGUACUCGGGCUCAGGGAGCUCAGGAGCGGCCUCCAUGAGGAAGUCUUUCCAUUACACCUCGCUAAGAACGAAAACCAAAAAGAGAAGUAAAGGUUCCCUCACUAGUGCCAGUCGAAGGAGAAUCUCGUGUAAGGACCUGGGCCACGGCGACUGUGAGGGCUGGCUGUGGAAGAAGAAGGAUGCCAAAGGCUACUUCACUCAGAAGUGGAGGAAGUACUGGUUUAUCCUCAAAGAGUCCUGCCUUUACUGGUACACCAACCAAAAUGAUGAGAAGGCUGAGGGCUUCAUCAGCCUCCCUGAGUUCAGAAUAGACCGAGCCAUAGAGUGCAGACGGAAAUUCGCCUUCAAAGCCUGUCAUCCCAAAAUCAAGAGCUUCUUCUUUGCCACAGAUUGUCUUGAGGAAAUGAACAGGUGGAUGAACCGACUGGGGUUGGCCGCUAUUGGCUACACACCAGAUGACAAGGUGCCGCGUCCCGAUGAAGACUACUGGAGUGAGAGUGAUCAAGACGAGGUCGAUGGCUCGAUGACACUCAAACAGGAGGGACCAUCAACCCACUGUGAUACUUAUCACCGCACACCAUCAGCUAACUUCCUCCACAGUUAUGACCAGUUGCCCCGCUCCGUCAGCUCCAUGAGCCUCAUGCGCUCCACUCCGUCCCCACUGCCUCCACCAAUGAGUGCCUCCACCUCCCCCAUCCCUCCACAGAUGGUCUCUUCCACAUCCCCUCUCCCUCUCCAGGUCAACUCCUCUAGCCCCUUCCCAGAACCCAAGCAUGGCCGGCACUUCUCCAGUGAGUCCACCCACUCCCACUCCUCAGCUGAGGACCAGCGUGGAGACGGGAUGGGCAUGGGCACGGGCACGGGCAGCACCAGUACCCACUCGUCCGGCUGCCGCUCCACCCAUCGUGAGCGUCGCUCCUGGCAGGACCUCAUCGAGACCCCUCUGACCAGUGCGGGUCUGCACUUCCUCCAGACGGCGCCCGGGGAAAGUGACUACGGGGGCCUAAUGGGGAGCAUGGCAGGAGACAUGGGGCUCUACGGGGGCCUGGGCAGACAGGGCAUGUCCCCGGAGAGACGCAGGCAGGCCACGCUGCCCGUACGGAGACACCACGCUGCAGAGAGGGACAGGGAACGGGACGGGCCUUUCCCUCUGGACCGGGGGCCACACACACACAGCCACACGCACCGGCGCUCUCACAAGCAGCGGAGUCAGAGUCUGCCCAGGAACAGGGACCCGAUCCCAGGAAAGCUGCUGCACACCUCGGUUCAUAUGGAGGAGAGGAGCGAGGAUGAAGAAGCAGAGGGGCAGGCUGCAGUCGUUCUCGAGGGUGAGGAGGACCUGCGGGAGUUGAGAGUUGAGAGCAGAGAGAGGAGGGUGUCAGAAGGAAGGGAGCGGCGGGUGUCAGAGGGCCGCGAGCCAGAGUCUUUAGAUGGUCUAGAGCAGCUCUACCGGGCCCUGGAGCAAGCUAACGUGACGGCCCUAGGAGACCCCAGACCUUGUAGCAGGCAAGAGCUUCGACGCUGUUUCACCCAGCGAGCCAGGGACCCACUGCUCAACGACAGGCUACACCGGGUGCGAGCCCUCCGCAGCACCUUGAAGGCCAAAGAGUCGGAGCUGGCGGUGAUCUGUGCCCUCCUGGAGGACCCUGGCCUGUGCUCCCAGACCUUCAGAGAGUGGAAGCAGUGGCACAGCGACCUCUACUCCGACAUCUGCCAGCUCAGCCCCGGCACCAACGGCCAGGACGAGCUCUCCCCGCUGGCCGCACCGCUUAUGACCCACACACACUCCUUCAUUGAGACACACGUGUGA
Molecule: messenger RNA, 3441 nt
Organism: Pleuronectes platessa (European plaice)
Lineage: Eukaryota; Metazoa; Chordata; Actinopteri; Pleuronectiformes; Pleuronectidae
Product: connector enhancer of kinase suppressor of ras 2
Exons: 24
Coding region: 1-3441 (1146 amino acids)
Biological process (GO): regulation of signal transduction
Cellular component (GO): membrane; cytoplasm
Molecular function (GO): protein binding
Source: RefSeq, a predicted model, not a curated record